Lactuca sativa (garden lettuce) is the source of this 1622-nucleotide messenger RNA. RefSeq names its product GABA transporter 1. NCBI's taxonomy places the organism in Eukaryota, Viridiplantae, Streptophyta, Magnoliopsida, Asterales, Asteraceae. The record is from RefSeq and is a predicted model, not a curated record.
CGGCAACCUUAACGACUUUUGUUCAAUUUCGUUGAAAUGCUGCUGAUCACCACCCAUCGAAACCAACCCAAAAACUCCAAGAGAUGGCCUCAAUCUGCUUACCGUCAACACCGGGGAACUGCUCCGGCGACGACGGAAAUGAAGCAGAGGAAGUCUCAGCCAUUACGGUAAACGAUUCGUUUCAAAGGAACGGCUCAUAUACAGAUACUACUGGUAGUGGUAGAGGCUCAUGGAAACACGCUGCGUUCCACGUGGCUACCACCAUCGCCACUCCUGCUGCCUAUGCUCCGCUUCCCUUCGCUGUCUCUUCUCUUGGAUGGCCUCUAGGAGUGCUUAGUUUGGUGGGUGCAACCUUAACCACAUGGUAUUCUAGUCUUCUGAUUGCAUCUCUAUGGGAAUGGGAUGGGAAGAAGCACACCACUUAUAGACGUCUUGCUCGUAGCAUUUAUGGAAAUUGGGGUUACUGGUCUAUUGCAUUUUUCCAGCAGGUGGCUUCUUUGGGCAACAAUAUCGCCAUUCAAAUUGCUGCUGGAAGUAGCCUUAAGGCAGUGUACAAAUACUACCAUGAAGAGGGUAGUUUAACACUUCAACAUUUUAUCAUCUUCUUUGGGGUCUUUGAACUUGUUCUUUCUCAGCUUCCAAAUAUCCAUUCACUUAGAUGGUUAAAUGCUGUUUGUAGUUUUAGUACAAUCGGAUUUGCUGCAACAACUAUUGGUGUCACAAUCUACAAUGGGAAGAAGAUCGAUAGAAGGACUGUAAGUUAUAGUCUCCCUGGAAGCUCUUCAGCAAAGAUGUUCAAAGCCUUUAAUGGUCUUGGGAUUAUUGCAUUUUCGUUUGGUGAUGCCAUGCUUCCAGAAAUUCAGAGUAGUGUUAGAGAGCCCAUGAAGAAAACAAUGUAUAAAGGGAUAGCAGCUGCAUAUACAAUCAUUGUGUUGAGUUACUGGCAAUUGGCGUUUUUUGGAUACUGGGCGUUUGGUUCAGAAGUUGAGCCGUUUAUUGUUGCCUCUCUUAAAACACCUGAAUGGACCACUGUUAUGGCAAAUCUUUUUGCUGUCAUCCAAAUAUGUGGAUGUUUUCAGAUAUAUUGCAGGCCAACAUACGCCUUUUUUGAAGAAAAAAUGAAAAAGGCAUCAAGCGAACAAAGUGGUGGUACUCGAGUUCCAUUGAAAAAGCAUGUUAUUAUGCGUCUCGUAUGCACCUCAUUUUACAUGGCUGUGAUAACACUGGUGGCUGCAGCCAUGCCAUUUUUUGGGGACUUUGUGUCCAUAUGUGGAGCCAUUGGGUUCACCCCACUUGACUUUGUGUUUCCCGUAUUAGCACAUUUAAAAGCUGGAAAAUUGCCAAAAAAUUCAACCCCGAUUUUUUUCUUCAACAUUCUUAUAGCCACAUGGUUCUCUGCGGUUGCAGUUAUGGGUUGCAUUGGAGCUGUUAAAUUCAUCAUAGAUGACAUCAACACCUACAGCUUCUUCCACGAUAUUUAAUAUAAAGAUAAUCCAGGGACCGUUUUUGGAACUUUGUAAAUCUUAUUUCUGUAAAUCUAAGUUUUUCCCAUGGACUGUUUCUGUAACUUUGGACCAAAGGUAUUUUUGUAAUUUUUUUGAAAAAUGAAGGCCUCUUUUUUA